Messenger RNA from Danaus plexippus (monarch butterfly), 1643 nucleotides. RefSeq names its product inhibitor of growth protein 1. Lineage: Eukaryota; Metazoa; Arthropoda; Insecta; Lepidoptera; Nymphalidae. The transcript has 5 exons. The record is from RefSeq and is a predicted model, not a curated record. Gene Ontology annotation, biological process: positive regulation of DNA-templated transcription. The coding region runs from base 111 to 1082 and encodes 323 amino acids. Gene Ontology annotation, cellular component: nucleus.
AGUUUACGUUUGACGGCUUGAUCGCAAUAACUUGUUAUUCGCUUUGAAAGUUAAUUAUAUUUCGUUUCUUAAUAUUACUUUAUAAUGAAAACUGUGUGAAAUUGAUAGCCAUGUUAAACCAAACAUCUACGGAAGCAUUGCUUUCAGCGACUUACGUUGAAAAUUACUUGGAUUGCGUUGAAAAUCUUCCUAAUGACUUGCAACGACAUUUAUCGCGUAUGCGAGAAUUAGAUGUGACUUACAGGGAAUGCCUUAGAGAUGCUGAAUCCUAUCUCUCAAUAUGUAUCGGACCAAAUACCGAUGAAAGACGCCGAGGAAGAGCAGCCAGACGCCUUCAGGCAGCUCUGGUAGCAGCACAGGAAAUUGGAGAUGAAAAGCUUCAGGUUGUGCAAUUACUUCAAGACUUAAUUGACAAUAAACAAAGGUCCCUUGAUGCUGAUCACAAGAAACUAAUUUCCUGUCUAGAAGUUAACACAAAUGGUACAAGUAAAGAAGAACCUACCCCAGCUUCGGAGUCUCGAUCAAACGAGAAAGACUCAAACACACAACAGGUGCAACAACGACAUUCAACACCUCCAGCACCACCAGAACGAACUAGUGAGAAAGAGAAAGAAAAGUCAGACAAAGAUAAAUCAGGAGGCGAACGUUGGUCAAAACGUGCGAGACGUGUUCGAACUACAGCUGGUGUUGCGACUGACGGUGCAGACUCAAGUGAACGUGAUAGCGAACGCCACACCCACAACACAACACACAAGAAAGGUAUAGGCAAGAAGAAAAAGCGUAAAUCUCGGCAAGUGGCUCAACGAUCAGAAACACCACCAGAAGAAACAGAUGCUAUUGAUCCCGAUGAACCAAGAUAUUGUCUGUGCGAUCAGAUCUCAUUCGGUGAGAUGAUUUUAUGUGACAACGAUCUCUGUCCAAUAGAAUGGUUCCACUUUUCAUGUGUAUCACUCACAACAAAACCGAAGGGUAAAUGGUUUUGUCCCAAAUGCCGUGGUGACAGACCCAAUAUAAUGAAACCCAAGGGACAAUUCCUUAAGGAAUUAGAGCGGUAUAACAGAGAAAAAGAGGAAAAAGCAUAGUGAUUACUAGACAAGUGAGAUGACAAAGAAUUAAGUGUUCUGUUGAUAUAAUUUAAAAAAAUAUUCUUUAGUGACAAAAUUCAUAUUCGUAUUUAGUUUUUUAUAUCUAGCAAAUGAUUUAGUUGAUUCUAGAAUUAUUUUGAAUGGAUUUCGGUUUCCAAAAUUAAAAUAAUUAAAUUUGAACAGUGUUAUUUGUUUACUAAAAAAAAUCAACGACCGUUUUAUUUCUAUGGUAACAUUGUCAUCUCGUCUAAGGUGCCUGGAAACAGACUGUUGUCUAACUGACAUAGUAUUUAUUAUGUGAUGGAUUUUUAAAAUAUACUACAGAUUUUAUAAUUAAAUUAUCGCUUGGUGAAAGUGAUAGACACACGGAUGCGUCUUAUUUAAUAUUUACUGUCAAUUUUAAUUGUAAAUAUUAUUCAAAUGUAUUUUCUGUUUUCGUAAGUUGACAUAAUAUAACACAAGUACAGCAGCAUUUAUAAGUUCUGUACAGAAAAUACUAAGGCGGUUUGAAAUGACAGAUUUAAUUUCGUCAAUUUAAAUAUAAGAUUGUAAAUAAAA